UUGAGCAAGGAGUUCGCUUUCAGUAUUCAAGUUUUUCAGAGACAUCGGUAACCAAGCAACUAGUUUUGUCAAAGUUGUUAAUAUGAUCAGUAGAAAAUCUUUCGAACUUCGGACACAUAUCGCAGUUAAUAGGGCACGUUGGCAAGAUAGCAAUCUCCGUGUAUUAUUAAUUCUUACGUUAGUAGUGACUAUUUUAUUCGAUUUGAAGGGAGCGAAAGGCCAAACGAUGACUGAACUACAAUCUCUUUUUAAAGAGCACUGUGUCGUCCCUGAUGUGAUAAGCAUUCCACCUCCAGAUGUAUUGACUGUUAAGUACCCCAGCGGUUCGACUGUGGAGACAGCCAAAGAACUCACCCCCACCCAAGUGAAAGAUCAGCCUACAGUAACAUGGGCCGCUAAGGAACAAGAAUAUUAUACUCUGGCUAUGGUGGACCCCGAUGCCCCCAGCCGUGAACAUCCCAAGUUCCGUGAAUGGCAUCACUGGCUCGUUGGCAAUAUUCUUGGCACAAAUAUUGGCAAAGGUGAAAUAUUAUCUGACUACAUUGGGUCAGGCCCCCCAAAAGGAACAGGAUUACAUCGCUAUGUAUUUUUAGUUUAUAAACAGCCAGAAAAAUGCGAUUUUUCUAAAGUUAUUAAGCUGCCGAAUAACUCUGGUGACAAAAGAGGAAAGUUUUCCAUUGCAAAAUUCGCCCAACAAUUCAAACUUGGAACCCCGGUUGCUGGAAACUUCUAUGUUGCCAAAUAUGACGACUAUGUGCCAAAAUUAUACGCAAAAUUAAAGGGGUAAUUUAAUCCUCAUAAAAUUCAUAAAAACCACAAAGUGAUAAAAUAAAACGUGUAUAUAGCGCUUUACGUGUGAACAUCCGUUAGUUUGUCUAUGGUAGUGAUCGAUAAUUUCCGCCUCCGCGUGACAUUUCCAUUUUUCGGUCGUGUCCGCCAUUACAUUUUGGAGUUUGCGUAAAUUGGUCGUAGCUCUGCGAGCACACAUCACCGCGCGUUAUCAGUGACAGUUAGUUCGUGUACGUGCGUAGUAUCGCAGUGUUUCGUGGAACAAAGAGCCCCGACGUUCAAUCGUAUGUCCAUCCAGAAUCUGAACACAUU
This is a messenger RNA of Helicoverpa zea (corn earworm), 1101 nucleotides long. RefSeq names its product protein D3-like. The record is from RefSeq and is a predicted model, not a curated record. NCBI's taxonomy places the organism in Eukaryota, Metazoa, Arthropoda, Insecta, Lepidoptera, Noctuidae. The transcript has a single exon. Bases 83 to 787 code for a protein of 234 amino acids.